UGCACUGUUGAUCAUUUCUAUGGAAUCGGUGCAUUAUAAAUUUUCAAGUAUUAAUUAUUAUUGUUAACUUAAUCAAAUGAGAGCAAAUAAUUGGAAGCAUCACACAGAGAACAGGUAAGGGAGAUGGGGUUCUCUCUUUAGUCUGCGCCCCUGCAUAUUGUGAAACCCAUCUUCGUAGGCUGCUUUGUACGAGCUCGUUUGCGCAAUGUCUGUGUGUUUCACACGCGUCUGUACUUAAUCAGCGAUCUAACGCUGGUUCGCACCAGUAUUGCACGGGUUUAGGUGUCCGUACACCAACUCAUCGUGAUCCAGAUCCACGUGAAACAAACAGCCUGUACUAGGCUGGUACGGUGAGCAACGAUUUCUCACCAAUGGAUUUCCCAAGUCGCUAUGGCUUUCUACCUUACGUCCGUGCCCAUCUACGUUGCAACAUCUGUAGGGAAACCUCUAGCUGAUUGUGCAACCACUUGCGACGUCAAGGAAUUUCCCUCAGUAUAAAGGCAUUCGUUGCACAGACUACUCAGAAACCCACCUUUAUUCCUCACCGUCUCGCAUGAUGUAAAUGGACAGAUUCGAAGCCACUCGCUGAAACCUAUCCUAACAAGGCAGACACUACCUCAGGUUUAUACACGUUAAUUCAUAAUUCCGUAACAGGGAAAGCUGUUGGUUCGGAGUUCACGUCAAAAGGAAGUGCGAGAGGAGUUGGUAUGAAAUAGCCCUCAGAUACAACUUCAAAUCAAGUGACUGGAAUUGCCGGCCAAGUCGUUACUAUUACCAUGGCAGAACAAGGCGUGUUAGAGCUGGCUACCUUAGGGCGUCCCAUGCAGCUGGGUAUGCUUUACGAUUGCCGUAGAGACAGUCUGAUUCCUGGAUUAACUCUCUGGGAUCCAGCUGUUUUGCAGAAUGAUCGUGACGUGCGUCCUCAGCCCAGCACACAGUACGACAUCAUGUCAUCUGACAGAGUGGACGACAAGGCAUCCUCUCUCAACAUCAGCGCGUCGUUGAGGGCUAGCUUCUUGGGUGGACUCAUAGAGGUCAAAGGCUCGGCCAAGUUCCUUCACGACAAAAAGUCUUCUAUUAAACAAGCUCGCCUUACACUGCAUUACAAAACUACCACAAGGUUUGAGCAGUUGACAAUGAAGCAUCUAGGUGCACACAAUGUUCAGCAUUCUGACAUAUUUGACCAAGGUACAGCUACUCAUGUUGUAACAGGUAUCCUCUAUGGGGCCCAUGCAUUUUUCGUAUUCGAUAGGGACUGUACGAGAGAGGAAGAAAUCAAAGAUGUGCAGGGGCGAAUGCAUGGCAUGGUGAAAAGAAUAGCUUCAUUUGAAGCGGGUGGGGAGGGGUCUCUAGAGGAGGGUGGACGAGAGGGUGUUGAUAAGAUGCGCUGUAGUUUCCACGGUGACUUUAACCUAGAAAAUAACCCGGCAAGUUACCAAGACGCUGUCAGCGUCUAUACGAAACUGCCCUUAAUGCUUGGCAGGGACGGGGAAUAUGCGGUUCCCAUACGGGCUUGGCUAUAUCCUUUAGAUAAGUUGGAUCAAAAAGCUGCCAAGUUGACUCGUCAAAUAAGUGUCAACUUAAUAAGUCAAUCCCAGGAGAUUUUGGAAGGCUUGGAGGACGUGGGGGUUAAAUGCGACGACAUGAUUAUGUCGGACAUUUGCAGAGAUUUCCCCCAGUUUCGGGAGAAGUUCGGUCCGUUUAAACAGAAGAUCGUCCAGUAUAAAUUGUAUUUACAAGAGUAUCUGGUGCAAGCAUUGCCGGCAAUCCGAGGGGGCAGUGUUGAGGAGAACACGUUAGCUGAUUUUAUCAGAAAUUCAGUCCAGUCACCGUUUGGUCUGGAACAGCUUAAUGGCUGGGUCACUAGCAAGGAGAAAGAGAUGAAUGUCGUCAAAGCUUACAUGAAACUCUUUUCGGGUAUUCAAAUUAUCAGGUCUCAGGCAGACUUAGACGAGCUUGUAUUAGACCCGUUGGUGAGCAACGCUGUCUGCUUUGUCUUCCCUCUCGAUGGACCUGAACAAUACUUUGAGGCCUUGUCCCAGCAUUUGCAAUCUGCCGAUGGACCUGCAUCUAAUUUGAGCAUACAUUCGGACUGGUUUGCUGAUAAGUCCGCAUCUGCAAAUAUGAGAUCUGAUGCCAGAGGUUUUGCAGAGUUUUGCCGGGCCAAUGCUGGUGCCGAAACCAACGAAACUGUUUUUGCAGUCACAGGAUUUGGCGCAGACGUAGGAGGGACAGGUUCGAUUUUGCUGUACGAAGAGGGCGUACUAACAACAAAGGGUUUUAAACCACCAAGUAAACCCGGAAAGCCGUCGAUACAGAGCAAGACCAAUGAUGAAGUAACUCUCGAGUGGUUACCUCCGGAAAUGGGCCUGUCGGAGGUGGAGCGCUAUGAGGUGCAAUACCAAGAAACAGGAAAGGGUCUACGAUCGACAAGCCCAUGGGAUUGGCAGAAAUCAUGUACUAGAUCGGACACGAGACAAAUCACCAUCCAAAACUUAAAGCCUCUCACAACCUAUGAGUUUCAAGUUGUCGCUGUUUGUCGAGUUGGUGUCAGUCAGGUGAGUGAAAGUAGUGAUCCAUGUACAACACUUCCUGCUGGUCCUCCGAUACGUGUUCGCAAGCAUGCAGUGUCUGAAACAUGUCUGACCAUCGUUUGGGAUCCGCCGGCUGUAUUGGGUGAAGGUGUGCAGGUUGAGAAUUACGUGGUCAGAUACACACAGGUUUCAGCGCUUUCCAUUGCUGGUCCAAAUCAAGAUGUUGUGAAAUCCACGAGCGCUGAUACAUGCCUGUUCAUUAUUGAUGACCUCAAACCCAACGAACCAUACAGAAUUUGGGUGUCCGCGCAGUGUGGCAGUGCUGGAAAUGGCGUGGAAAGUGAGCCACUAGAAAUCGCCACGGAUCAAGCUCACCAGCCUGCAAAGUAUGCGAAACGAAUAGCUAAGACUGCCGAAGUACUCUCAGAAGGAUGCGAGUCAACUGGUACACCAACUAUUCUGAAGAUUCCCUUAGACCAACAUUCCACCGGCUCGGGUGGAAACUACCUAAGCUUCAGCUUCGGCAAGAAAACUAGCAUGGUUCAGCAGCACAAAGUGAUAAUGGUUGUUGGAGCCACGGGUGCUGGUAAGAGCACUCUAAUCAAUGGGAUGAUCAACUACAUCCUUAAAGUAGACUGGAAAGAUGGGUUUCGGUUCAAGAUAGUUGACCAGCGUGGAGAGGGACCAGAGUCACAAGCGCACAGUCAAACCCAAAUCAUAUCGGCAUACACCGUUUACGAAAACAAACACCUCAACGUCCCAUACACAUUGACAAUCAUUGACACGCCAGGAUUUGGAGACACUAGAGGCAUUGAGCGUGACCGGGCCAUCGUUGAUCAGAUACGAGAUUUUUUCUCUCUUUCAGAGGCACACAAAGUGGAUCACAUAGACGCGAUUGGCUUCGUUGCUCAGUCUUCGCAAGCACGCCUGACCCACACUCAACGAUAUGUUUUUGAUUCCAUCCUCUCCGUCUUUGGUAAAGACAUCUCGUCUAACAUACUUCUUCUUGUCACUUUCUGUGACGGGCAAAAGCCCCCGGUUGUCGAUGCGGUUAAAGAAGCAGACAUUCCAUGCAGUAACAGCAUGUUCAAAUUCAACAACUCAGCUCUUUUUGCGAGCAAUGGAAUUUCCAAAGGGUUAGAAACAGGGGGAAAGGCUUUCACAGAUACCAAUGACAUUACCAAGAAGAUAAUUUCGACAGGAUGUUCUGGCGGAUGGGAAUGCAAAGCAUGUGGAACUUCUUCAACGCCCUGAACAGCAUGGAGUCGACAAGCCUGUC
Messenger RNA from Acanthaster planci (crown-of-thorns starfish), 3813 nucleotides. RefSeq lists its product as uncharacterized. The record is from RefSeq and is a predicted model, not a curated record. NCBI's taxonomy places the organism in Eukaryota, Metazoa, Echinodermata, Asteroidea, Valvatida, Acanthasteridae. Gene Ontology annotation, molecular function: GTP binding; protein binding.